Molecule: messenger RNA, 5013 nt
Organism: Leptonychotes weddellii (Weddell seal)
Lineage: Eukaryota; Metazoa; Chordata; Mammalia; Carnivora; Phocidae
Source: RefSeq, a predicted model, not a curated record
GCUUUUCUAUCCAGAUCUGCUGUAUCUAGGGGAAUGAAAGUCUUGGCUCAGCUGAGACACCUGUACACCCAGGGGAAAGGCCUGGAGGUUUUCUUGGCUCUUUUCCUUAAAAAUGUGGGGAUAAGAUAAAGAGCCCCACCCUUCCCUCUAGAGCUGCACAGAGGUGACACUGUUUUCACGUCUCCUCGUGAUGCCUGCCUUUGACAGCAUGCUCAGUAGCCCAGUGAAAUAGUAAGCAAAGUGUCCUCACCUCUUUUCUAGGUUGAAGAACUAGCCCUCCAAUCAAUGAUUAGUUCUAGGAGAGGGGAUGAGACGCUAUCUUCUCAACCUGCACCUGAACAGUCACAUGAUAUGUUGGUGCAUGUAGACAAUGAAGCAUCAAUCAACCAAACUGCACUGGAGUUGAGCACAAGGAGCCAUGUGCCCGAAGAAGAGGAGGAGGAGGAGGAGGAAGAAGAAGAAUCAGAUUCCUGAAGCAGGGUGAGAUGCACGUCUGAGCAGACAGGCGUGGGCAAGAGGCCCGGAAGCGACAUGGCACACCACUGGGCAGGCGACUCACUCUUCGCCGCUUCCCACGUCCUUAGACGCCGGCUGCGUGGGUCGGUGUGCUGGGCUGGUUAAGGCCAAUGGUGGAGCAGAGCCAACCUGCAAAAUCCACUUCCUCCCCGUCCGAUCUCUUGAUAAAGGCAUGAACCUGUGUGCAGGGAAACAGAGUAAGUGGUGGUAAAAAAUCGAAAGGAGAGGUCGAGAGUCCUGGGUCUAGAGCUUCUCUUGGAAGGAGCUCCCGGAGCCCGUCCUGGGCCAGCAGCUGCCACAAGAGCCUGCUCUGCUCGUCUCAUCAGCUGAGGCCACAGCCCCCACGCACCGCCCUGAGCAUGCGCUCCUCCCCUGGGGCCUGGGCACGGGAGCGCUGCCCUCCGCUCGGCCCUUACACUGCCCGGCAGCUGAGGUGGGAGUAGGGAAUGGGCUCAGGGAGUACCGGGCAGGCAGACUGACAGAGGACAAAUGAAUAAACAGGACGUGUACAAAUUGGAUAUCAAUGGACUUACCAUGAGUUGCUUCAGAUCUGCUCUCUCUGCUGGGUUUUUUAUUAAGCUGAAAGAAAAAGAUAAUGUGAGAGAGCUUGCCUGGUGCUGGUUUGCCCUCCAAUUACUUGCACUUACGUGCCUGCCCCCCCACCGCCCGCAGGUUCUGAGGAGUGCUUGAGCCUUCUCGACCUUCCUGUCCUGGCAGAGCGGCCCGCCCGCAGGUGAACAAAUGCCUGCGGAAUCAAACGAAGACCAAAAGGCACCAUGCCAAGCCCGGCAGAGAGGUGCCGAAAGCCGCAGCUUCACCCACUGCCGUAGUCCGACCAGUCCCCGAAGCCGUGGCACUCUGGGAGUGCAGGGAGAAGGGCAGAGCUCUGCUCCCCAAGACUGGGCGGGGAGGCUGACAAAAGCAGCGUACUCUUCCAGAGGGCAAGGAGCGGACUUACCACUUAUUCACAAAAUCUUGAAAUUCCAGACUGAAUACUCCACUGGGCAGUUUUGGAGGCGGCUGCAAAUACAUGUCAGGACCUAAGAAAGGCGUGCUUCCUUCUCCACCCGUAUUCCCCACAGACCUGCCCCCCUGCAGACCUCGGCGCGGCGCUGCCCUUACGCAGCCACGGGGAGGCAGGCCCGGGAGGCCAGGCGGAAGCUCUGGUCUCACGACGCACACUCAGAACUGGGGCCCAGUUAGCGUUAUGCCACUCACUGGCCUAGUGACGAAACAAACCACUGUUUCUCCGCGAACCUUAGUUUAUUGUUCUCCGAGCUGCGGAGGGCCUCGUGACAGUCCCAACUGUAAACCUCGGGGUGUGGCGUGGACACACCCCCACCAACUCCCAGCGGCCGCAGCUCGGGGCUGUGCGGACCCCCACGCGUGCACGUCACAGAAGCUACCUAAAUGGUAACAAAUGUCUAGCCCUUUUCCGAGCCCUGAAGAAGUGGAGCAAAGUUAGUAAUAAAACAUUGGCUGACAGAAAGGACUGAGUCUGGAAGGAAUGUUCCCUGCACCCUCCCUCAAGGAAUGCGGCUGUGCGCAGGCAUCGGCGUGAGGACACGGGCAACAGCUCUGUUUUCCCAGGGUCCGCGGUGGCGGUCGCGCGGGGUGAUACGGGACAGGGCCCUGGGGCGCCUGGCGCACACACUCCACCCUCGCAUGACCUGUGCUGGGUCUGAGUGCAGCUCCUCGUGAGCAGACUCCCAGGCCGUGCCCGGCCAGAUCAGCAGGCCAUCUGAGACCGGAAAUUAAGCCACCGACGUCACCUAAAAGGCCUGCCUCCCCCUCUCGCCCAGAAGGCCUUACCAGAACAGCAGGUCAGUGAGCCUGAUCUGAGUCAGGGACUAAAACCCAGCUCUCAGGGCACCCUGCAGACUGUCGCUGCUGCUGAGGGGGAAAAAGGGAACGCUCAAGGGAGAGAUGGACAGCUUGGCCUCCCAAGGCCAGGCCAGUCCUGAGCAGGAUGGGGGGCAAAGCAGGGGCCGUGAGGCGCCUGCACCUGCUGCCACACAGCCCAGCGGCCUGGAAGGCGUGGGUGGUAAAGGAAGAGCACUAGGUGGGAAGGACCUGAGCUUUUCUUCCUGGCGCCCGAAGCUUCCUCACCUGUACGAAGAGGAUAAUGAAGCCAGCUGGCCCCCCAGAGGCAAGCAGGGCACACCCGGGGACUGGCAGCGGCUUAUUUAGCCCAGGCCGUCUCCCCCCUUGAUGUGGCCCCCCCCAGCUCAGGUCCCAGCAGUAGAGGGUGGCCUUCUUGACCACCACAGACGCAAGGCACUCUGCCUCGUUGAACCCUUAAACAGCUGAGAUCACAUCUGACUUCUGUUCCGUGUCCCAUGGUGCUUAGCAUAAAGCUGGACAGCAAGGAGAGGUCAAUUAACCUCCCUGGCCAGUGAUGUAUUAACUGCUGGGGUGAAGCAGGAUUUUCCCUGUUGAGUUUGUAAGGGACAAGGGGACCCUUUUGAGGUCUGGUUUUAGAGCACAGUAGAAAGUAUGAAAAGUCCUUCCUCUUGUCUCUUGAAGAAGAGCACAGGGCUAUGCUUUUACUGUGUACCCCAGCGGCCUCCCCAACCUCACGGAGCUGGUUCUCACGCACUACCCGGGCUGCCCGAGCCGGGCGUGCUGGCCCUGCCACCUAACAUCCCGUCCCGAAGCCCUGCUCCCCUAGCCCUGUCCCACCCUCUGCACCACCGCUUCCCGCCCCCUCUAACCCAGGUUGGAAGACUGCUGGUCGGUCUCUUGUGUCCUCGAUCUUCUUUUAAUUUAAACACAGAUAAUGUGUGUUCUCUGCAUUAAAGUCAGCCAGCAGCAAUAAGCCAAAAGAAACUUCCAUCACCCCGAGAGAAUCAGUUUCAUACUACUUUCCAGACUUCAUAUGCACAUACAUGCACAGAAUUUUUUUCAUAUUUUUAAAGAACUGAUCACCAUAUACGUAGUGCUUUGUAGUGUUUUUCACACAAUCUGUAGUGAAUAUUUUCCAUACUAUUUCUACACUGUCAUUUUUUUUUACAUCUACUGGUUUUUAAUGGCACUUACCAGAGAAGACCCUAUCCUACGGGUAUGUAUGUAUUUGUCUUGCCUCCCACAUGAAGCUAACAGUCUUCACGACUAGGGACUUCUGUUUUUCCAUCUGUGGACCGCACCUCAUCCCUACCAUCACCCUGCAGUGUGCAUGCAGCCCACAGUAAGCGCCCAAGAAAUGCCUGGUGAAUGAAGCAGUAAGAAUGGAAUGAGCACACUCGAGGCUCCUGACUCUGAGAAAGGGAGAGAAACUCAGAGCUACUCAAAGAUGUUCCCUGGGGAAGGGACACCUAUAACCUCUAAACCAGCCACUCCAUUCCAAGAGCAUGAUGCCUUACAAGAAUCCCCUUGGGGCCCAAAAAGCCUCACUGUGCAAACAACUCACAGGUAUCCCAAUCAAAUACACUGUUCUCUUAAUAGAAGCAAAUACCAAAGUCAAAGAAGCCAUGCAGUACUUACCUCGUUGACUAUGUAAUCCAACAACUCAAAAAUUGCCAUGGGAGGUCGGCUGUCCAUUCCAUAAGCUACAGAUUUUAUAACAAAAAAGAAAACACUUCUCAGAAAAACUGGAAGUUAUUUGCCACUGUGAGGCUAGGGACUGGGAGUAAGGGUCCUGGGGACCAGAACAGGGUUGUGGAUGAUAAGCAGAGACACAGAGCCACAGAUAAGGCUGAACACACAGGGGAGCAGCAAAGGCCACAGAGCUGGCCAGCCAGGGUAGGAGUCUGGGCUCUACCACCUCCAAGGUUUGCGACCUCAGGCAAAUCCACUGACUGCUAAGCUUAGUAGUGAAUUUGCUGCAGUGGAGAUGGAUAAUCAUCAUGUCUGCCCUUCUUCCCUUCCUCACAUUGAGAUAGGAGUAAAUGAGGUAAUAACUAAGAAACUCAAGGACUCAGUUUUAAUUCUCCCUGAACUUGGGUUUCUUCUUUUAUCCUCCAGAGUCCCAGGCCAGCUUCAGGGGCCACAGCCAUAGCCCCUCCAGUGACCCACCACCAUCAGCUAUCCCUGCCCUCCUCUGUUUCUCCCUUCAUAUAUGCCCUCUCUCAUGAGAGCCUCCCAGGGGCAGACACCAGGUCCUCAUGUUCACAAAUGUCCCAGCAGGAAGUACAUCAGAAGACGGUGGCUGGGCCAGGAUCUUCCAAGUACCAGGUUUACUUCUCAGUAUGCAUGAUCCGAAAGGCAGGCCGUGCUGCACAGCGCUCAGCACCUAGGACUCAGACUUGGCCACUUAGUGUGCAGUCUUGACAAGUCAGGCACUUUGUGCCUCAGUUUCCUCAUAUUAACAUAGAGAUUAUUAUAAUAGUGCUCACACACGAUCGCUAUUAAAAUUAGGUAAUACUCAGCAAAUCCAUGGAGACACAAAGUAGAUUAGCGGUUGCCAGGGGCUGGGGGUGGGAGGAGAUGGGAGUGAUUGCUCAUGGAGGUGAGGUUUCUUUUAGGGUGAUGGACAUGUUCUGGAAGUACACGGUGGUG